Perca fluviatilis (European perch) is the source of this 2969-nucleotide messenger RNA. RefSeq names its product muscarinic acetylcholine receptor M1-like. The transcript has 7 exons. Bases 256 to 2064 code for a protein of 602 amino acids. Lineage: Eukaryota; Metazoa; Chordata; Actinopteri; Perciformes; Percidae. Gene Ontology annotation, biological process: adenylate cyclase-activating adrenergic receptor signaling pathway. Gene Ontology annotation, molecular function: G protein-coupled acetylcholine receptor activity. Gene Ontology annotation, cellular component: plasma membrane. The record is from RefSeq and is a predicted model, not a curated record.
GACCCACCUCAUAAGAAAUCUUACAGUUGCCUCUGUCAUGUAACAGCUCAGAUCUGAGAGGUUGUCCAAGGCGGAGUCCAGUCCCACACCGUGAACAGCCUGAGCCAGCAGAGAGAUGCAGGCUGCAUGAGCAGAGCUGAGCUCCCCAGCAGGAUAUCAUAUUGGAUACUGGGAACCAGAGUGGACUGGCCAGAAAAGUGUAAGUGACCCCAGCGGUGCAAUCGGGCUCUAAAUAUUUAAUGUCCUUUGGUCAUCAUGAACCUGACCUCCAGCUCUGAUGGUUUCCACUUUCUUACCAAUAGUCCUGGUAUGAGAGAUGAGCCUGAUACUACCAUCAUAGGUGGCUCUUACCAGGAGUUGGCCAUAUUAUCUGACAAUGGUGGUGGGUGGAAGCAGCAUAAUGUUAGUCAUGUCUCAUGGCAAGGAGGAAACUUCACUGAUUCACCAGUUAACAGGACAUUAUUGCUGCCAGCAGAGGAGUUUGACCCUUUAGGAGGACAUACUAUCUUACAGGUCAUCAUAAUUGUCUUCCUCACUGGAUCGCUUUCUCUUCUCACUGUUGUUGGCAACAUCCUAGUGUUGGUGUCAUUCAAGAUCAAUAAGGCACUGAAGACAGUGAACAACUACUACCUGCUAAGCCUAGCAUUUGCUGACCUUACAAUUGGCACACUUUCAAUGAACCUGUAUACCACCUACCUCAUAAUGGACCAGUGGGCUCUGGGGCCAGUGAUCUGUGACUUGUGGCUUGCAAUAGACUAUGUGGCUAGUAACGCCUCAGUCAUGAACCUGCUUGUUAUCAGCUUUGACAGGUAUUUCUCUGUUACCAGACCUUUGACAUACCGGGCCAAGCGUACAACAAAGCGAGCAAUGACCAUGAUUGGAUUGGCCUGGUCAAUCUCUUUCAUUCUCUGGGCCCCAGCCAUCCUGUUCUGGCAGUACAUUGUGGGUGAGCGGACAGUCCAGCCCAAUGAGUGCUACAUCCAGUUCCUGUCCGAGCCCAUCAUUACAUUCUGCACUGCUAUAGCUGCGUUCUACUUGCCAGUAACUAUUAUGGCAUUCCUGUUUUGGAAGAUCUAUCAGGAGACAGAGAAGCGUGUUAAAGAUAUGGAAGGUCUCAAGGGAUCUGGGUCAGGUAACCGCCCAAGCCAGGCUCAGAAUCAAGGAAGUGGUAGUGGAAAAGCUGGUGGAGAAUGUGCAACUAAGAGCCAGAAGGAUUCGUCAGCCAUGCAGCGCCAAAUGAGCUCUCAAAGCUGCAGCAGCUAUGAACUAAAUCAGCUGGCUUCAGAGAAGAAAAACAAGGACAAUGUCAGCAUACAAGGAGGAACGGGAAGCAGAAGGAGGUGUGGCGCAUUCUGCUUCCAGUUUUCAUCACUGCUGCCAGGUCACCAUGCAUCCAAGAGGUCCGUCAACACCACGACAACUACAGUGGGUGAAGCAGAGCAGAGCAGCUGUGACAGCUUUAACAACAAUGAAGUUGGAGCCUCUGGGGACCAGUCGGGUUCAGAGGAUGAAGCUGACGGUGCAGACCCAUCAAAAUCUCCAACAGAUGGUAAAAAAUCUAGAAAGGUGAAAAACAACAAAGAUAAAGGAUCAUCAUCUUCCAAAAGUCGAAAAGGUUCACAAUCAAACCCUGUCACCUCAUCACCCGCCGACCAAUCACCUGCAGCCAUCACCAUGAAGGAUGCAGCGAUGGCCAAACGCUUCGCCUCUAAGGCCAAGACAGAGGUCAGCAAGCGUAAGAAUGAAAAAAAGGCAAAUGAAAAGAAAGCAGCACGGACACUCAGUGCCAUCCUCUUCGUCUUCAUCAUGACGUGGCUACCAUACAAUAUCAUGGUGUUGGUCAACACUUUCUGUCAGGACUGUAUUCCCGAAACUCUGUGGGCACUGGGCUACUGGUUGUGUUACGUUAACAGCACAAUCAACCCAAUGUGCUAUGCCCUGUGUAACAAGACCUUCCGGACAACUUUCAGGGAUAUCUUGAUGUGCCAGUGGGAUCAAAAGAAGAACAAUCCUCAUUUUCAACAGAGGAAGGCUGUGGCUUUCAAGAAAAAAGACGCAAUGUAGAAUAUAGUGGCAAAUUAUUGAUAGUUAUGUCUUUCAAAGAUGUAUUUCCUUAUCUAUAUUCAGAUUUGGAAUGCCAUAUACAAGCCUUCUAUUUCAGGGAAAAGAUGCUGAACAGAAUUUUGCAAACCAAAACUAAUUCUACAGGAUUUCUUUUCAAGCUAGCAGUGGGGCCAAAGGCUGGUCCAUUAGUCUGACCCAAUUUGGACUAUUCAUGGUCCCAGAGCAUAGAGGUUAAGCCGAACAACUGUGAUAUAGCUGUGAUAUAAUCACAACAUACCACAGCCGUGAGCUGUUUCGUAUUAUAAAACACUAUGUAUGGCAAUAUAAAAGUCAUAGUCACAUUCUAAUUUCAAUAGAUAGAUAAAUAAUCAUAUUCACAAUAAAAUAGGCUCUCCUGGGCUGGCUGGCUGCCUGCACAUACUGAGGCAGUUGCUAUGGAUAAGGUAACGUUAGCCUACACUAGCAGCUAGCUAGUGUGGGCUUAGUUUAGAUUCACCAAAGUUACACAAUAACACAAACAAACUAAAGAUCGAGGCAGUGCUAGACCAGCAACUAACUGGUCAAGGCAGUAGUUAAGCAGCAACUCCUGUGUUUUGCGAGGUAAAUUGAUUGUUUUUGCCAAUGGAGUCUGGUGGCUUUUAAGAAAGCAUAGAUAACGGCUUCAGGUCUCUGCCGGAAAGGGCUGUCUAAAGGAAAGGUAAAGCGCUGAAAAUAUUUUACAUAUAGCAUACACUUAAAGGGUAACUUUGCCGAUUUUCUGUGUCAUGGCUGAGUGAUACUUAUUGCGCAAAGGAAUUAUAAGUCAUAGCUGUGGUAUGUGGUUACUAUAUAACAGCUAUGAACCAAUCAUCAUUGCUUGAUUUGAGCUAACUGUUUGAUAUUUGCCAAUAAAUUGGUGAUCCAUU